AUGAGGAAAGCUACUCGUGACUACUCCUUACAGCAUCCAAACACUGAGGCGCAGGUGGAAGUGCUCGCCUCCCUCUCUUCGUUUCGAUAUGAUGACAAAACGAUGCGGAAAUGUUUGCGUAAACUCCAGCGCCACUGGGAAACUGGCACGUCGGAACUGAUCUGGAAAAACGAUCUUAGUCCCAAUAUCGGCGCUAUCGUAGCAUCGGCGGAGGAGAAGACCGUCAUGGAAAUCGCUGAUACUAUCGUUGACCAUGAUCUUCCGUUUCAAUGGCGAGCCUGGCCGGAAGCGCUCGCAUUGGCUGUCGGACAGAAAGUCGUUCAAAACGGCGAUGAUGAAAAGCUUUUCGCUAUCGAGGAUCUCCCGGAAUUCAUAUUACCUCUUCCUGGUGGGCGAAUUGAACUACUCAGUGGACUCAACCGAGAGGAUAUGAGUAAGUGA
Molecule: messenger RNA, 441 nt
Organism: Perkinsus marinus ATCC 50983
Lineage: Eukaryota; Perkinsozoa; Perkinsida; Perkinsidae
Exons: 6
Coding region: 1-441 (146 amino acids)
Source: RefSeq, a predicted model, not a curated record